AUGGCGGCAUCACUGUUCACCUUCUCCUCCACUUCAAGAAGAGUCGUCCCAGCUCCAAACUCGCCUCCUCUUCCCAUAUACAUCAAAGCCACCAACGUAGUUUUCAACCCUGAUAUUCCAGAUGUUCAUCGAGGUCUUGCACUUGAUGAUUUUGUUAAUUUCUUAGUCUCCUGCCGACUCCGAUACGCAAUCAGUGACGUUCCAUCAGAGUUCUUUCCCGAACAAGUCUAUGAGUUCUACUACACUGCAACAAUUAAUGAUGAAAAUAACGCCAUCUCUGGGACUAUUGGCCGUGGAAGACACUCAGUCUUUAUUACCGCUGACCUCCUUAGUGUUGCGCUCAGGUUACCAAUCUUUGAACCCUUCUCUGAGCUUCCACCUAUUGAACGCUGUCGACGUCUCUUUGAUCAACUGGGAUAUGAUCACUCAAAGGUUGGCACUCGAUUAGCUCUCAUUCUACAUCAAUGUAUGACUCUAGGAUGUAAGUUCUUCACCGGUGCUCUGUGCAAAUGUGUGGGUCACAAAUCUCGCAGUGGUGAUCAACUGAGCACUUAUGAGCAACAAGUCGUCUGUUCCCUUCUUCUCAACAAACGACUUGAUUAUGGGGGUUUCUUCUUUGAUCAUCUUGUUCAACUUCUUCGUGCAUCUGUACGCGCUGAUCGAGCUGAUGGUAACAACGAAGAUCAUGCUGAUCAAGAAGCUGAAUCACAUGAUGGUGGUCAUCUCUCCCCUCAACUUUCUCAUCAUACUCUCUCUGUUACUGAGAGAGAUCACUCAGCUCAAGGGGAGCCACUAAUUCAGGGGGAGCAACCAUCCCAGGGGGAGCCACCAUCUCAGGGGGAGCAACCAUCCCAGGGGGAGAACCCAUCCCAGGGGAACCAACCUUCUCCAAGGGAGCAACCUCACUCACAAGAAGUUCCAGGCCGAUGUACAUCAACUGAGGGAGUUCUCUUGCCAACUCCUUCCCCUGGCCCACAAAAUGAUGAUGAUCAAAAAGGGGGAGACACUGAUGAUGAUCCAAAAGAGGGAGACACUGAAUCUGUUGAGCUUGGAUCUGCGGACAACACUUUAGUCCAGAUUGAGCCACCACAACUAAUGCACGAGUCUGAUAGACCAGCUACUGACGAGUCAGAUAGACUAGCAGAUACUGAACAGAUUGCUGAAGAUAGUGAGCAUGAUGAUGAACAUGAUGAUGAGUGUCAGAUGCUGGACAUGAACUUCAUUGAUCCCACUAUUCUAGCUCAAGGAGAUGCCUCAGAGGAUAAUGAAGAUGAACAUGAUGAUGAAUGUUAA
Molecule: messenger RNA, 1293 nt
Organism: Lactuca saligna
Lineage: Eukaryota; Viridiplantae; Streptophyta; Magnoliopsida; Asterales; Asteraceae
Source: the annotation of a GenBank genome assembly